CUGUUAUCCUCAGACGUCAGAACAGAUACCGCGACAUCUCUCUCUCUCUCUCUCAUCAAGGAUGAGGCGCAACUUAUCAAAAUUCAUUCAUUGGCCUAUUCGGUUCAACUCAUCAUCAAAUUUCUGGCUGAUGAAUUGUGAGGGAUCCUGCUGUGCUUCCAGAAAUACUAAGAAUCAAGCUUUAUUCAGUGGCAACUUGAAUGAAUAUGCCACAAGAACUUGUGCAACAUCUUGUGCUUCUUUGUCUGAAGAUCAGCCAAAAGAUAAUUCUAUCUCUGAUAUGUUAGUAGAUUCAUUUGGAAGGCUGCACACUUACUUGAGAAUAUCCUUAACAGAGAGGUGCAAUUUAAGGUGUCAGUAUUGUAUGCCUGCAGAUGGUGUGGAACUCAGUCCUAGCCCUCAGCUUUUAACAAAGGCCGAGAUUCUAAGAUUGGCAAAUCUGUUUGUGAGUUCUGGGGUGAAUAAAAUACGUUUAACUGGUGGGGAGCCAACUGUGAGGAAGGAUAUUGAAGAGAUAUGUUUGGAGUUGUCAAAAUCGAAGGGACUGAGGACAUUGUCCAUGACUACCAAUGGUAUUGCCCUGGCAAGAAAACUUCCAAAGCUGAAAGAAUGUGGGCUUACUUCUGUGAACAUUAGUUUAGACACUCUGGUGCCAGCAAAGUUUGAGCUUAUGACGAGACGCAAAGGGCAUGAAAAGGUUAUGGAUUCAAUUAAUGCUGCCAUAGACCUUGGAUAUAAUCCAGUCAAGGUCAAUUGUGUUGUCAUGCGUGGAUUCAAUGAGGAUGAAAUCUGUGACUUUGUUGAGUUGACACGGGAAAAGCCAAUUAAUAUUCGGUUUAUAGAGUUCAUGCCUUUUGAUGGAAAUGUUUGGAACGUCAAGAAACUUGUACCCUACUCAGAGAUGUUGGAUACAGUGGUGAAACAGUUUUCAAGCUUAAAAAGAGUUAAGGAUCACCCAACAGAUACAGCCAAGAAUUUUACAAUAGAUGGGCAUGAAGGUAGAGUUUCAUUUAUCACAUCAAUGACUGAGCAUUUUUGUGCUGGUUGCAAUAGAUUGCGACUACUAGCAGAUGGAAACUUAAAAGUCUGUUUAUUUGGUCCUUCCGAGGUUAGCUUAAGGGAUCCCUUGCGACAUGGUGCAGAGGAUCAUGAGCUUAGGGAGAUAAUAGGGGCAGCGGUGAAGAGAAAGAAAGCAUCACAUGCUGGUAUGUUUGACAUAGCAAAGACAGCAAAUAGGCCUAUGAUACAUAUUGGUGGAUAAGAUAUCAUAUAAUGUUAAAAAUUUGCUUCUAUACCACGCAACGAGCAUCCCCAGCCAAAAGCAGUUUGAAUUGAGUAUUGGCUGAGAUCUUCAUUAAUGGUCAAUCUCACUCCAUAUGGAGUGAUACAAUUUUGUUAAAUGUAUCUUAGCAUAUAUUUUGUUAAAUGUUGGUGUCAACUUUUAGCAAAUAUCAAAGGGUCAAGGAUCAAAGUCGAUUGAUGGGCAUGCUAGUGAAUAAUGCAAAUUUGGCUUAGAUUUUCAGAUCAUGUGUUAAUCUUUCGUCAUUGGUAGUUUAUUUACAAGGCCAGCUUAAAAUUUUAGGGUGGCUAUUGUAUUUAUUUCUUUUAUGGCAAACUUACCAAAAUGGAAUUUUGAGUUUGGUAUGCCUUUUACGAGGAACUGAGGAAGGA
Molecule: messenger RNA, 1671 nt
Organism: Gastrolobium bilobum
Lineage: Eukaryota; Viridiplantae; Streptophyta; Magnoliopsida; Fabales; Fabaceae
Product: GTP 3',8-cyclase, mitochondrial
Exons: 8
Coding region: 62-1261 (399 amino acids)
Biological process (GO): Mo-molybdopterin cofactor biosynthetic process
Molecular function (GO): 4 iron, 4 sulfur cluster binding; cyclic pyranopterin monophosphate synthase activity; metal ion binding
Source: RefSeq, a predicted model, not a curated record